GUGUGGAGACCGGAGAUCUUCCUAAAGAGGUAUAAGCAUGUGGUGAGUGCAGACGACGGUCAAUGACCAGUCUGCUUUGCAAUUGAUGUAGCACAACUUGACAACUGAAUCCUCUCUGUUGGUGCUUGCUCUUCUUCAAUGGCUUCUGCAAUGCUAAAUGGGGGUGCAAACCUCACCCUCAUUAGCGGAAUCUCCUCAAACCCAAAACGGUCAGGUUUUCUUCUCCCAAAAUUUCACGCCCACAAUUUCCCCACCUUAACCUCAGUUUCUUACGGCCACAAGAUCUCAGUUAGGGUUGCGGAGAGAAAGACCCUUACCCCAAAAUGCAGUCUUUCUACUUCUGCCAGACCAGCCUCACAGCCAAGAUUCAUACAGCACAAACAAGAGGCGUUUUGGUUUUACAGAUUUCUCUCAAUUGUGUAUGACCACAUCAUAAACCCUGGACACUGGACUGAGGAUAUGAGGGAUGAUGCUUUGGAACCAGCAGAUCUGUGUGAUAGGAAUUUCAGAGUGGUGGAUGUGGGUGGAGGGACAGGUUUCACUACUUUGGGGAUAGUUAAGCAUGUUGAUGCCAAGAAUGUGACCAUUCUUGACCAGUCUCCUCAUCAGCUUGCCAAGGCUAAGCAGAAGGAUCCUUUGAAGGAAUGCACCAUUAUUGAAGGGGAUGCUGAGGACCUCCCUUUCCCCACUGACUCUGUCGAUAGAUAUGUUUCUGCUGGCAGCAUUGAGUACUGGCCAGACCCGCAACGUGGAAUCACGGAAGCUUACCGGGUUCUUAAACAUGGAGGAAAGGCGUGCUUGAUUGGUCCAGUCCAUCCAACAUUUUGGCUCUCUCGCUUCUUUGCAGACGUGUGGAUGCUCUUUCCAACGGAGGAAGAGUACAUCCAGUGGUUUAAAAAUGCUGGAUUCAAAGAUGUCCAGCUUAAAAGAAUUGGCCCGAAAUGGUAUCGCGGGGUUCGCAGACAUGGGCUGAUCAUGGGAUGUUCUGUUACCGGUGUAAAACCUGCACCUGGGGACUCCCCUUUGCAGCUUGGUCCUAAGGCAGAGGAUGUAUCUAAACCUGUAAAUCCGUUUGUAUUUCUUAUGCGGUUCAUUCUUGGUGUCAUGGCAGCAACAUACUAUGUGUUGGUUCCUAUUUACAUGUGGCUCAAGGAUCAAAUUAUUCCCGAAGGUCAACCAAUUUAGAGGGUAGUAAAUCCUACCUUUAAGUUGUAAUUUCUCAAGUUUUUUCAUUCCUAGUUGAUCAAAAUGAAUCUCAAGAUUAGUAGUCCUCAUCUUUGUUGAUGGGCACUCUGAUCUCUUUCCCCAUUUUUUUCAUGUAAUGUUUGUUUUCAUGAUUGUAUGUGUGAAACAUGUUUUAAGAAGUAUUGGUCACCUGCAAAGUUGAGUCUUCAUUUUGUAAGAAAUCUUCAUAUAUACUUUGCACAUAGAUAUAUAUAAUGAUAAAUUAAUGAUGUUGUUAACAAA
Molecule: messenger RNA, 1467 nt
Organism: Cuscuta europaea
Lineage: Eukaryota; Viridiplantae; Streptophyta; Magnoliopsida; Solanales; Convolvulaceae
Source: the annotation of a GenBank genome assembly